UUUAUUUUUAUUCGGGGGAAUUUAACGGGGGUCCCCUCGCAAAUAGCGCAUGCAGCGCACAAGCGUGCUUCUCUUAUCGCCUCCAACGUCGCGGAGAUCCGUCAACAAAGACUUGCCGCCUCGCACCUCAUCACUUGCUCGGGUCGUUGGAGGCGCUCUCGAAGUAAAUGCCUCUGCACAGAGCUACCAGGGACAUGAUUAGGAGAUUAGGAAGGGUUGUGAGCUACCACAGGCGUGCUCCUAAGGUGUGUCCUACUACGACAGGGCUUCUGCAACCGCAAGCGACCAGGCAGCAGCAGUCCACCCGAUUUUUCAAUCGCUACGCAUCACUGGAAACUACGUCCCAUGCAAAUCGAGUAUUUGUGCCGGCCGAAGAGUUUCAGCGCGACAAGGAGAAACCUUUCGAUACACAGGAAAGUGGUCCCGUGAAUGUGGAAGACCUUCUGUUUGAUAUGUUCAAGGAUGCAGAUGACGCAGUCUGUGUGGGAAAGUUCUUGAAUGCACUGUUCACAACUGGGCUGUGGAAGAAUGAUCCGCGUCUCAAGGAGAUGAUGCAGAACUUGAGAAAUGUUCACAAGGAGAAAUCGCCCGUCCGUUCACUUGAAUCGCUUGCUCUGAACAGGGAAACGUUUGCGCAAGUGAUCCGAGAGAACAUCGUUCUCAUCACUCGAGCGCUGCGCCACCAAUUUGUGAUUCCAGACUUUCAAGACUUUAUUCGCUAUGUUGAGGACUUCUACUGGAAGUGCAAAGUGAACACCGGUGGAAAGGUGGCUUCCUACAUUCCCCAGCUGGCCAAGUACAAUCCAGACUAUUGGGGAGUGAGCAUCUGCACUGUGGAUGGCCAGAGGUUCUCAAUCGGAGACACAGAGAUUCCAUUCACGAUCCAGUCAUCUGGCAAACCUAUCAACUACGCCAUUGCACUCACCGAGCUCGGCUCAGACGCUGUCCAUCAAUACGUGGGCCAGGAACCAAGUGGCAGAAUGUUCAAUGAGCUUGUCCUCGAUUAUAACAAAAAACCACACAAUCCCAUGGUGAAUGCUGGAGCCAUUGUCGUUGCUUCGCUGCUCCUGUAUCUCAUAGAGCCAGAGAUGAGGACAUCUGAAAAAUUUGACUGGAUGCUCCAGUACUACAAAGCAGUGUCGGGAGGCGAGUACCUUGGCUUCAACAAUGCCAUAUUUCUUUCAGAGAGAGAAGCUGCUGACAGAAACUAUGCCAUAGGAUUCUACAUGAAGGAAAACAAAUGCUUCCCUGAGAGGGUCAACCUCAAGGAAACCAUGGACUUCUACUUUCAGCUGUGCUCUCUCGAAGUUAACUGCCAGUCCGUGAGCGUAAUGGCGUCAACAUUAGCCAAUGGUGGUAUCUGUCCCGUCACAGGCCACCAGGUUAUGAAUGGGGUGUCCUGUCGGGAUGUCCUGUCGCUGAUGCAUUCAUGCGGAAUGUAUGAUUAUUCUGGCCAGUACGCCUUCAAGGUUGGCCUGCCAGCCAAGUCUGGUGUCUCGGGCUGCACGAUGGUGGUGGUGCCCAACGUGAUGGGCAUCUGUCUCUGGUCACCCCCUCUGGAUGUCUACGGAAACUCUGUCCGAGGCGUGCAGUUCUGCGAGGAGCUGACUAGGGUGUUCAGCUUCCAUCACUAUGACAAUCUGCGCCACAUGACUCAGAAGAAGGACCCUCGGCGACAAAAGUAUGAGACCAAGGGCCUCAAGGUGGUCAACCUGCUCUUUAGUGCUGCCAGUGGGGAUGUCACAGCCAUGCGCCGCCACUACCUGUCGGGCAUGGAUAUGGGCUUGAGUGACUACGAUGGCCGCACAGCCCUGCAUCUGGCCGCUGCUGAAGGCCACCUGGAAUGCGUCGAGUUUUUACUAAAAAUCUGUGGUGUGGACGCCAAUGUCAAAGACAGGUGGGGCCACACCCCGCUAGACGAUGCACGUCAAUUUGGCCACGCUUCCGUGGCCGACUAUCUUUCCAAGUGGGAGGCACCCUCCUUGACUGCGGCAGUGACAUCUGUCACCAACCAUCAGCCACAGACGGCAUUGCCGCAGAGUGGCACCGAUAGCAGCGACGCCCUCCCACCGGCCCCCAAGGCGGCAGCAGCCGAUGGCACCAGCCGUCCCGACAUUGCUGCUUUUAAGGGCAAAAGGUGAAUGGCACGUCCAGGCCGCAUCGGCAGGGAUCCUUUGUCCACACUUAGUGGCGUAAGUGGAGGCUGUGCAUCCUCUCUCGGAAAUCAUUUCCUACUAACUUUGUAGGAUGCCUGCCCCUUCACUUCUGUAACUUUCUCGCUGGGAAGACCCAUAAAAGCAUUGGCUUCCUUAGCAACUUUCCUGUUCCACUAUUCUGCUUUUGAUGCCAGCAAGAACUGUCUCGAUGUCCUGUAUGCCUACUGGCUGAAGUGGUGGAAGUGGUUAGGCCAGUUCACACAGUUAAUGUUCUGCAAGCUGAUAAGUGUUAACUGGAACAUCAUUGCGUUUCACACCAGAUUUUGGAGACUUCUCGAAAUUGGUGCUAACCCAGGAUUUCUGCAAAAUAGAUGUUACUUCAUUACUGUGUGGCUUUGAUUCUGCAGAGUGGAAAUGUGCUCUUAAGUUGAAUAAUUACAAAGCAAAUUAGUGAAAUUUUGUUAAUCAGCUAACAUCACUCUGCAAUUUGUCUUGUGAGCAGUGUCUCCCUCUUCACGUAAUCUACCUGAUGUGACAGAAUUGCAAUAUCUAUCACUAGAGGUAUUUAAAAAGCUCUCUAUCAAUUGGCUAACCUGGUAUAAUGAUGGCAUGCUGGCUAUAACCUCACCACACUAGUAGAAUGUAGUGUCAUUCUGAAAGCUGCAUUGAUGGCACAGUAUUGUUAGAGAACAAACAAGAAGCAUUCUGUAGACAGCUGAAACAUCUAGUUAGUAUCACGCUGAGAAAUGAUUGCCACUCUCAAGCUGAAAAGAAACAGUUUCACAGCCUGUUUUUAUGGCUUUAUCUCCAAAACAACUGCAUUGGCUCCAAGUUGCUUGACUGUGUGUAGUUGCAGAUGUAUGACAUCUGGUAUCGUGGCAUGUUGCUCAACUUAGGAGGCCAUGACACGUCUUGUAGAAUUGUCAGUGUAAAAGAUGUCUUUGUCACUUUUCAAGCUCAAAUAGCUUCUUGUUUCAGUCAAGUUUACUACUGCAUGGGAAAAUGUACAUAAGUAAAAAAAGAGAGCGAAAUUAGCAUGCAAAUGGUAUACAAGUCAAGAAAAUCCUGUAUCGAAAGAUCCCAAUCAGUAAGUGAACAAGCAGUAUAAAAAAUGCGCACCACCCAAGAAAUGAUGGCAAUGCAGAAAUUUAACCAUUAAAAACUGCUUUCACAUUGCACUUGAAUAAAAAAAGUUAAAUUGUGAGGUUCUAUGUGCCAAAGCCACGAUCUGAUUAUCAGGCAUGCCGUAGUUGCGGAUUCUGGAUUAAUUUUGACCACCCAAUACAUGGUACAUCGGCAUUUUUGCAUUUUGCCCCCAUUGAAAUGCGGUCGCUGUGGCUGGAAUUUGAUGCCGCAUCCUUGUGCUUGGCAGCACAACACCAAAGCCACUUAGUGACUAUGGUGGAUUAUGCUUGGAUACAGGAAAAUACAUAUCUUUCAGUUGCAUUGUUAAUGAUUUCAAAAAUAAGAUAGAAGAAGAAAGCCACUUAAUGUAAUAGCUCUAUCCCAACCACUUCUGAUACUACGGCCAACCAUUGUGCACAACAGGAAAGUAGCUCUUGCAGGGAUCAAAAUCAAAGCAGAGGAACCCGUGACAUAGCCACUGCACGCUUUUGCCCUUUCUAACAUCAACCUGCAGAUACCUGAUGGUGCUGAUGCUGAACACACAUAAAUUGUGUACAUGUGUGUUCUUAAUUCACACUGCUGUUCUGCUUUGUUCAGUGCAUGAGCUUUCCAGUGUUGCUUACAUGGUGAUCAGAAGUUUGUGUAUGUGUGAAAGCCAAUUAUGGAAAUGUCACAUGAAGCUUUGUUCAUCUUUUAUGUGGCACAGGUGCCAUUAGAACAUCUAGUUACUGUGAAACUGUCAGAAAUCUCAGGUCCAAUGUAGUUCUGUGAUCUUACGCAUGUUGACAGUGUAGAGAACUGUUAACACUGUUUAGCAAAUCUUGUACAUUUUUAGUGCAAAGUGCUGCUUUUAUAAGAGUAUAGUAAUAGCGAUGGUGUGCUUUUGGAUUUCCUAAAAUUUGCUGAGGAUGAAAAAAACUAAGUUAUUGUAGUCCUGAUGUUGAAUUUCACUUGAUGAACAGAAUUGUUGAGGUGAUAAAAUAUUCAAUAUUAUUGCAUCUCCCAAUAUAACCAUGCAAUGGGCCAAUCAAAUUACGGAAUAGAUAUAUCAUCCCCUUGGAUGCCAUGUUUGUCAAACAGUGUUCUUAUUGUAUCCUGCAUUUAACAUAGAAAAGUAAGAGUUCAGAGUGACAUUACAGGAGUGUAAAAACCUAAGUUCUGGAAUACCAAAUAAGUAAUAUUAGACUGGAGAUUGUGCGAGGAUUGGAACUAACAUACGGGAGACUAGCCAUAGCCUUGAAAUAUCUGGACAAGCUCAUUUCUACAGUUUCAGUGCAGUUCUGGCAGCAUUUCACUCAGGCUAGUUGAUUUCUUGUAAAUUAAGAAAUAUCACAUUACAUUUGAAAAUACAUACGUACUUAGCCUGGCAAUUCUCACAAGCUUUUCUGGCACAUUCAGUGAAUCACAAGUAGAUUUCUUGAAAUCUAUGACGUCACAAAAUUGCAUCAUUGAUGCUACUGUUCGAGUGGGGAAUUCAAGGAGAAAAAAAAGAAGCUUUAUUUUUUUCUGAUAACAAAUCUUCUUUUUCCUCAGUAUGCAGAGGGAGCUAGUACCAAAAUUGCAAUAAAAUAUAUGGCCUCUACUACUUGGGUCACCCCACUACUUGGGUCACCAACUACUGCAGGUCCUUGCUUCCUGGCCAGCUGGGAUAACUGAGUUCUGUUGCACGUACUGUGUGUUGCAUGGGUAAGCUAGCUUGAUACAAAUACAAUGGCUUGUUUUCACUAAACUAUUGCUCUCAAAUGGCACUUCACGGCGCAUUUUGCUUAAUACUAUCUGGGGUUCUUUAAUGUGCACCCAAUUCAUAGUACGCGGGCAUUUUUGCAUUUCGCCCCCAUUGAAUUGUGGCCGCUUCGGUUGGGAUUUGAUCCCGCUUAAUGCUAUCUGGUUGCAGUGCUUAACUUGUCUCAUCCUAAGUUCUGCAACAAUUGCAGACCAAGGAAAACAAGUAAUUUCUUAAGGAGAUUAACAGUAAUUUCAACUGAAGCAUCCACCACCAAGACAAUGAAAUGUGGAGAGUGGUUGUCAUCCCUAAGACCAUAGACAGCAUCACCACCCGUUUCAUCGAGAAAUUUUACCAGAGAAAUUCUAUCAUUGCUUCAAAUGAUAUGUACUUAUAUUCUGGACAUACAACAGCUUCGUCGUCAGGCGUUGGCGCCAGCAACCACUUUCAACAACUCCUCCUGUCCGACUGAAAGCAAUGUGCACCCCUACUGGCCAGUGUGCCAUGGCAACUGAGCCAACUUCCAGAAAAAGCAACCAAGCACUGAAGCUAAGCAUAUUAAGCUAAAUGCACCACAAAAUGCCAGCUGUGUGAAAUAUGAAUGUAAAUGUGGCGGUGGUUCAGCAGAAAGAGUUAUUUAUGCCAGCUUCAAUUAUCAAACCAACAUAGCCAUAUAAAGUGCCCGCCGCCAAGGAACAUUGUUCAUUUUUCACGGGAAGCAUAAGAGCGCCACUAAUAGACUGAUUUCACUUUGGGUCUCACUACACCAUCGCUGCUGCAAAGCAUGCCAGUAGCUGUAGUCCUUGGUGGGCUGAAGGUCAACUAUGUUAAAAAGCAUGUUGUGUUUGUACCACAACAAAUCCACUUGAGAUUGCAGCAGGGAUCGCACUGGAGAUCAAAAGGCAGGGACGGGAGAAUGUGAAGGUUCUACUGUAGGAAUUGGAGAUGAGUAGAUGCACCUCCUAACUUACCUCUAAAACUCAACGCAAACAUCUACAGUAGCAUUGUCCUUGGCAUUCGCCGCAAUGUUACCUCAAACCCAGGUACGGCAGAAAAACGGUGAGGACAACGGAUGGCGCUGGUAGGGCCAUCGUGUAUAUGCUCCGAGUGUGAUGAGAUUGGUCUGUUGGCUUUGCAGCCUGUGUGCUACAUUGUUGCCUGAGCUGACAAAGUAAGCAGUGGUGCCUUUGUGCACAGGAUUGACUUCAAUUCAAUCCUUUAAUUUGUUUUGUGUCGCAUUUAAUUGUACCGAUAUAUCCACCCACUGUUCAGGCACACAGCCAAAGUGCUUUCAUGCCAGGAUGUGGCCUGCUAGGCCUAAAGUGUGCUGAGCAAAGAGUCCAUCACUUUGGAAUGAACUCGCACAACCCAGCCCAGCAUUACCGGCUAGUCUGUAGCCUGACUUGGUGUUCUCCUUAGAUGUCCCUUUAGUACCUUUCUUGCAAACUAGUGUGCAAACACUAAACUGUAUGCGACAUCCCAAAAUACAAUUUGCCACUAACAGUUGCCAAUCUGUGUAAUGUACUUACGCUUGAAACAUCAUUGUGUGCUCUAGAAAAAGUGCACAAUGCGCACUUUAAUGCACCCUGGUUACAGAUCUGUUUAAUUUACAUUCUAUGAUUUUAAUUUGCAAUGUCUUUUUAUUGCUUGGACUAUAUAGUGUGUGCAACAGUAGCAUGUUGCUUUCACUUCAUUUUUUCCCCCUUCUAGUCUUGUACCAGUGCCCUUUUAGCAUUAUAUAUUUUUAAAAUUUGUUAGCACCACAUUGAUUUUAUGUACAUAGAACUUGUUCAUAGUUGUCAUUUAUUUUUGGUUGUGUUCAUUAAACAAUUUUGUGACUUUUGUACCUGCAAAACUACACCUUACAGAUCAGAGUAAUGCAACUCUUGCAAGUUGUGAAUAUGGUGUUGACAGAAUUAGAAGACUUGCAGAAUCAGUAUACUGCUGAAUUGCAAUAUGUUAUGGUAAUAAAGCUUCUAAAUAAAAUCACUAGAGGCAACUCUAGCACUAUGGUGUCUUCAGGAGCUGCAGUACGUAUGACAGUUCAGACAGCAUUGUAUUGAUAGGCAGUGUGUUGAUUUGCUUAAACUUUGGCCUUCUGGCUUAGAAUGGCUUUGCAAGUUUUCAAAUGAAUGAUUUUCAACAAAAUAUUGUGUUAUAAGUACAACAAUUCGCAAUGAUUAUGUAUGUGCACAGAGACAUUGCCUUUCUGUGUUCAGAAAACUAUGAUUGUUCAGAACUUUAGUAAGCUAAAGCGCAAUAAAUAAUGCCACAUGCGUGGAGGUUAUACAAAUCCUUGUACAAAACCCUCACUGAAAUGUGGAAAGUGGUUCGGGCACCCUACAGUAGUUGAACAAUUGCAGCACAAGAGCUCAAUCUUGUAAUUUUUGUAGGAGACUCCAUGGUUGUAGUGACUCGAUCCUUGCAGGAAUCUUGUAGCCAGCUGGUUUCCUUUUUCUUCAGGUUUGAUCUGACUUUUUACGUCUGUUCUGCUAAACACAUGCACUUAAUCAUUCCUGAACAAUAUCCACAACAAUGAAAGCUGUAUAAAUUAUAUCCAGCGCAUUUGAGUAAAAUGAAGGGCACAGAAUUUGAUUUGUUCACAGUGUUCAACAGUCUGCACUUGGCAUUUGUUAAAUAGAGUGGUGAUGAAUGCACGCCUUUUGAUAAGCUUUUUUUAUGGUGAAGGAAAGUGUGGUGAAUGGUGCGUGAAGAGUACAAUGCUUUGUGUAGGAUGUACAGCUCGACUAAAUAUGUGCAGGGUUGCUUUGUCGUACAGUAUUGUAACAUGCUCAAAUAUAGGUUGACUCUCCCUUGACUUUUCUCGAACAAAAAUUUCUAAAUUGGGGAAUUUUAAUCAUAGUCAAGACUUUAAAGGGGAACUGCAACAUUUUUCAAAUGCAGGAAAAAAAACUUUCUUGACGUGUACACGAGCCAACUAUUCCGCUGCAUACGGUGGGGAGCCCAAAAUAAUGCAUCAAAGAUCACUUGCACUCACCUGCGAUUUCAAGGUUCCCUUUAUCGUGCACUGCCUAUGGCAUCAUAUACCUGAGUGACAGCCCGUAGAUGCCAGCCACUGGAAUCGUUCGUGAUAGUGAGUUAUUAUAGCAAAUGUAGCAGCGGCAGUUGUUAAUGUGUCACGUCCAUCGCGUCACCAUUCCUUUGUCACUCUCCCACACCUUUUUCAGCAACCUUGAAGAUUACGACGACUGAAAGUUGAGCAAGUUGGUAGCGACUCGUGUUACUGAAAGGCAAAAGGUCACGCCAAUGGCAGAAAAGAAAGAAAACACAAAACUUACUUGCGCAUGCUCGAGGAAAGGCAGCACCAACCUGUCAACCAUAGGCACAUGUGGGCACUAAUUAAAGAUUACUAUUUAGGCAUCGCUAUUCCUCUUUGUGCAAGGUAAUCGAGGGCUGACUUAAUGAUUUGCCAUAUCUUGUGAAUUUGCCUAAUUGAGGGUUGACAAUGAUAUGCCGUGCCUCAAUUGUAAGGUGUACUUUGCUCUUGUGUCUGAACAAGACUAUACUGUUAGGCGGUGUUCUACUUUUAAGGAAUAUUUAUGCUCGGUUAAUCUCUGAUUGAUGCAAGACCAGUCUGCCCUACAUAAAAAGUUACCACAGCUAAAAGUUGAUAGUCGGCAUUUGUGUUGUCCUUUUUGUUACUUCUUGUGUCUGUGUUUGCAUGCCUGCCUUUCAGUACGUCAACCUUGAAGAGUGACCAUAAGUAUCCCGCAAAAAGAAAAAGCAGCAGUGCGCUAUCAAGUUGCUACCAGUGCUACCCCAGUCGGGAGAAAGCGUGCUCUUAUCAAACAUUUCUGCGGGAAUAUAUUGAUUGAAAGGAAUCAUCACUUACAUUCUCGGUUUUGGAGAAAGGGUGUUGCAUGACCCCUUUAUUUUCGGUGUCACUGAGCAUACCAAAGCAGGACAGUUCACUUCCCACUGUGAACCCUUCAUUCAGGUGCAGAACACAGCAGGUCCAAAAUAGGCUGCGUUUCGUUUCCAAUACACACGGAGGGUGACGUCAUCAGGAAGCCGAUUCCAGGAAUUUUAUAGAACGUUUUAGGCAGCUAAGGUGACAGCAAUGCUUUUUUCUGUCUAUGCAUCAGGAUCGGGCAGUAAUGUGUUAAAAUAAGUAAUAUGUCAUGCUAUAGUAUUCUUGCCUAUUAUAUGAAAACUAUAGGCUGAAUUAUUUUUGUUUCUCUGUGGUUCAGUACAUCAAGAGUUGAGUCCUCAUUUUCUCAACCUGUAUUUGACAGUUUGUCAUGAGGGGAGCUGUUUGCAAGUUGCAACAAUGUGGGGCCAUAUUCUGGAAUGAUCACUUUUGGCAACUUUUACCCACUGGAUUGGCUCAGUAGCUAUGGUGGCCUGGUACAGUGCAUGAGGUCACGGUUGUAAUUCUGCAGCUGCAUUGUGGUGAAGGCAGAAUGCAGAGACACCCACCUAAUUAAGCACAUUUUUAAAUUCAAGGCACCCUAGGUCAUUAAAAGUAAUGUGGUGUCUUCCGCUACAGCCCAGCUAUUGCCUUGAACAUCAAUGGAUAUAUAAUGCACCCACUUGCAAAUGUUUCUACUUGUAGAGGUGUAAAAUGCCUAACAGCCUACUCCUUCAGCAUACUCAAUAUGGCAUGAAAAUACCUUGCAGAACUUCUCCCAUUUGCUUUCAUUCAUUUAUUACACCUGCUUCUUGCAGCUGCGACCACUUUUUCACAGGUGGUGUAGCCAAAAGAAAACAUUCGGAGAUAGGGCCCCCAUUUUUGUGGCAUAAGCAUGAUAAUAAUGGUGAUAUGUCGUGACAAGUCUUUCAGCGUGAAGGAACACUGGUGCCUGCUCUGUUUUGCGAGUAAAAUUCUAAGGCUUUUGCAUCAGCUGUGCAGAUGUUGCUUUUACUGUUGCAUAACUAUAGAAGUGAUGUCUAUAGAAUGUAUUGUGAAGGAAAGCACAAUGUUUCUAUUAUGCGAUUGUAGCACUUGUGUCUGUAGCUGUUUUACAACUAGCACAGCAAAGCCUCUGAUAUGGCAGCCCAAGAAGACUUUGAAGCUGUUUACCUGACAUUAAAAUGAACAUGGUCUGACAAAA
Messenger RNA from Dermacentor andersoni, 10079 nucleotides. It is a transcript of the gene GLS, whose product is annotated as glutaminase. Gene Ontology annotation, molecular function: protein binding; glutaminase activity. Gene Ontology annotation, biological process: L-glutamine catabolic process. The record is from RefSeq and is a predicted model, not a curated record. Lineage: Eukaryota; Metazoa; Arthropoda; Arachnida; Ixodida; Ixodidae.